CAUCAUAUUCUAGCUUACUAACUACGUCAAAUUUAAACGCUUCAAAAAUUCAACCAAAAAAAAGAGAGAAAAAUCUACCAACAUGCUUCGUCGUUCAUCUCUUUCUCUCUCCAAAUUCCUUCACAGAAACCUAAUUGGAAGAUCUACACGCCCUAAAUCCCAAUUUCCAGUACAAACCCUAACGACUCUCUCGAAUCGACGCGAAUUCCAUCAAUUUUGGCGUCCGAGAAUCGCAGAUUCAGCUGCACGUUUCAAUGCUCCUAACAAUUGGAGACGAUUCAGCGGUGAAACCGACAGGGAGGUCGACAAAAUCAACCUCAAAUUCGCGGAAGCUCGCGAGGAGAUAGAAUCGGCGAUGGACUCAAAAGAGACCGUGUAUUUCAACGAAGAGGCGGAGUGCGCGCGGGAAGCCGUCGGCGAGGUUCUGGAAUUGUACGAGGGGCUGCUGCAGAGGCUGCCGGAGAGCGAGAGGGGGUCGAUUCAGCGGGCGAUGGGGCUCAAAAUCGAGCAAUUGAAAGCUGAGCUCCAGCAACUGAAUGAGUAGUGAGUUAAAAAAAUCGCUUUUUAUUUAUUUGGUUGUAUUUGCAAUUUUUUCUAUUAAUUCUUGUUUACGAAUAAGGUGUUAUCGACUUGUUUUUGACGAUAUUAAACUAUGGAAUUGAUUGAAGAUCAAAUUUUUGAGUUUA
Messenger RNA from Salvia hispanica, 686 nucleotides. Its product is annotated as embryogenesis-like protein. The record is from RefSeq and is a predicted model, not a curated record. NCBI's taxonomy places the organism in Eukaryota, Viridiplantae, Streptophyta, Magnoliopsida, Lamiales, Lamiaceae.